This is a messenger RNA of Brassicogethes aeneus, 750 nucleotides long. The record is from the annotation of a GenBank genome assembly. Lineage: Eukaryota; Metazoa; Arthropoda; Insecta; Coleoptera; Nitidulidae.
AUGCCCCCGAUCAAAGUGACGUCAUCGGGCGUCGACGUGAACGACGGCGACGUCUCGGGGGCGGAAUCCGAGCACUCGAACACAAGUCGCGAAAAUGACGGGGCCCGCGAUACGAGCGAGGACGAGGCCGACUCCGACGACAGUAGUGAGAUGGACGAAGGUAAUGUAACCUCGAAAGGGCGCAAGAGUUUUUCUACAAGCGGGUUAUUUGUAGGGGAGUGCGAAAGCAGACGUACUGAACUCUUGCAGCACGUGCAUGAUCUAGAGAAUCAGUUCGGGCACUUAAAGGAGCAACUGUACAAAGAGAGAAUUACGCAGGUUGAGCACCAACUAUACGAAGUAAAAGCGGGGCGCUCCCCAGAAUAUUUAGUACCUUUAUCAGAGCUGCAAGAUAACAUGCGGAUACGAACUGAAGUAGCAGAUAUUCUACGCCGUUUGAAGCUGGAAAACAUCAAAAAUCAAUUUGAUGCAGAGGAACAGGCUGCCAAACAAAACUUUGAGAGUGAGAAAAACCUUGCAAGAGACUUUUACCAUACUGAACUGUUGGAUACUAUACGAAGAUUAGAAGAGGAUAGACAGAACAGUGAAAUCACCUGGGGUGAGGGGGGUGAAUGGGGUACAAGGUCAAGGUCGAGGUCCAAAAGGAAGGCUGUUACAGUUUCAGGGCCCUACAUUGUUUAUAUGUUGAAGCCACAAGAUAUAAUUGAGGAUUGGACUGUAAUUCGGAAAGCUUUAAAGCGAACGUCCUAA